AUGCCAUCGUCGCUGCAGCCAGCAAAGGUGACCGGUGUGAAGGAGAUGGCUGUGGAUUCAAAGAGCUUGGUGCUCCGCCAAUGUGGUAUCUGCGAAGGGAAGGCCGAUGGUGCCGGAGCUGAGCCAGCCUUGGCCUUGGCCGAAGAAACAACCUGCACCAUCUUGGGCGAGGAAUUGUCUGAGCUCUUCGAGAUCAGCAUGUUCCCAUUGGAAUGGCGAAUGCCAUCGUGGCAAGUGGUGGAAGUUCAGCUGGGAAUCCAUGAGAAAACACUGGCAAUGGACACCCAUACGAAUCUGAGCGAAGACAAGGUCCUCAGACGGGAUGCAACUGGAAACGCAAUUGGCUGCGAACCAAUCACCAAAACUUGGUGA
Messenger RNA from Cladocopium goreaui, 372 nucleotides. The record is from the annotation of a GenBank genome assembly. Lineage: Eukaryota; Dinophyceae; Suessiales; Symbiodiniaceae.